AGCAGCUACUUCCUGUCUGUGUCUGAAAGCCUUGCUUGGGGGGGGUCACCACAAAGGUGUUUAAAAAGCUGCAGGGACAGGCACUCAGUGGUCAUCCACUCUCCCCACCCCUGUCUGUGCCAUGGCUGCAGUGUUUGGAUUUGGGUGGCUUUUUCUCCUUUCUUUUCUUGGAAGUAUAGAGGGUCAAAACACCCCUGCCCCAUAUAUUCACACAAAAUGCCUUGGAAAUAUAAUGCGUGUAGAUGUUCGUCCGCCUCCUGGGCAAUCUCUGGAAGUUUCUGUUGUUGUUGCUAACUCUGCUGUUAAGCUGACGCAAAGUUUGGCAAAGCGAUGCGGAUUCAGUAUGACACACAAGCAAGGAACAGUCAUGAUCUACGUCUCCCUUCACAAUUGUUUUGCUCAAAACUUGGGGGAUGGCUACAGAACGGUGUUAAAUCUCAGGCUCCAUUCUAAGACGAUGCCUCAAGAUGAGGUGUACCAGCUCACCGAAACCUGCCACUACAGGGCACGGGCCUCCAGAGAGAUUGUCUGUGACCGCAACUAUAUGGAGGUGUCCAUGAAAAGGGCCCUUCCAGAUGAUUACGCCCUUCCACUCCAUGCUGUUCCCAAGGAGAAAAAACUGAUUGACUUAGGCUUCAAAAUCACAUCGCUGGUGUUCUUCACACCUGAAGAGAAAAGGAUGACUCUGCAAGAGGCCCACAAAGCCGGCUACGGCGUCGCCAACACCGCCACCAGGUUCAUCCUGAGAAGUUGCAAGUCUGCGCCUGAGACAUACAAACAGCACGUAGCAGGAGUCCCCAUGUCUGUGCUGCAAGCCUCUGCCAUCCUUGAAAAGAGGUGGUUCAAAAGACAGAUCCCUGCAGCAGCUGCUUGUCCUCUCCAAGAAGGGAGUGUUUACUUCACAGAGAACAUGAUCAGCUGGUUCCUGCCCAUGCGCAUCGACCCGCUCAUUUCCUCUGAAAAGGUUCGUCUUCUGGAGGUGCACUUCGGCGUGGACGGAAGGAGGCUGGAUGCCGCCGAGUUGUCGGCGCGACAUUACAACCUGACAGUCGACGACAUCUACGUCGUGGUCCAAAUUCCCAUUGGCGCGCCAGGCGGCUUCUUCAUGAGUUUCAUCCAGAAUAAUCAAUAUUCAGUCUCUUACGUGAUUGAGCCCAUGCUCGAGUUGCUGUGGGUUGAAGAAGCCACCCGCGAGGACACAAGAUACAAAGUGCUCUUCCCCAUCAUGACUCCACCAGAACCUCAAGCGUUAAAACUGAAAGAUGACACUGUCCCUGAGGAGAAGGUGUUCAAAGUGACUCUUGGCCCAUUAGCAUCAGAUGUGGUUCUGCUCAACGUAACCUUCGACGACGAGCUCCUGUCAGUCCAUGACUGCAACGAGCGCGGCUUCAACGUGGAGGAGCGCCGUUCACAGACCAGCGGCUUAAAGUUCAUCUCUCUCCAAGUGUCCUUCGCGGACCGGGUCGUGAAACAGACGAAAGAAGCAGGAUCUACGGUUUACUCACUGCACCUGAUUUUCGGCCUGGCGGUCCUGCCCAAGUUGCUGCCAUUUUGUCACACUGCUCAUCUGAAGGCCAGAUUAGGGAAUGGAAUGCGUGUUCCCAGCCCGCCUGCAUCUCCACUCCUACCUUUAGCUACCGGCGGCUGCGACACGGAGAACUUCUACAUUCUCGUGCAAUACGGAACAGAAGGCCACAACUUCCAAACUAAUCUAGGGGAGCGCACUUUGACUGAGAGUCUGGCUCAGGAGUACGGCUUCAACAGCAACCAAACGCACUUCAGCAUAGUGGUGCCGUUUUCGUCCCCUGAUGUCGUCUAUGAGGCUAUCGAGGGGCCGUCUAUCCGGAGCACACUUGAUGUAGCACUGAUUAAUCCCGAAACCAACCUCGAUCUCAAUGCCUUCACUCUGACGUGUCUCUUCAACGUAAAACUCACAGUAUGUUUACCGAACGGAACAAUUACAGCAGUCGCCGUCAAACUGGCAUCAGUCCCCAGCCUGAACCCCAGUCAGCUGACCCUACUCGACCCCAAGUGUGGGCCGGCCUACAGCAACGAGCGCUACGCCUACUUCGUCUUCACAGGAAACACCUGCGGUACCACCCGGAAGUUCUUAUCUAAUGCAAUGCUUUAUGAGAAUGAAAUCUCUCUGCCGGAGACCCUCGUACGGCCUAAAAGGAACAGAUCAAAUGAUGAACCUCAUUAUACCUUAAGCAUUGCAUGUUACUAUGACGUCAACGCAAGUCACUCCGUGGCUUUCCGCACCAGACCUCGCAGGAAUGACCCGUAUGCUGAAAAUGGGAGAGGCGAGCUGCAAGUGGUACUGAGGCUGGCUGUGGAUGACUCCUACAGUGAGUUUUACAGUUCCCCAGACUACCCAAUCUCAAAGUACCUGCAACAGCCGUUGUAUUUUGAGGUGGCGCUCAUGAGUUCGAGCAAUCCGAAGGUGUCACUGGAGCUGGAGACCUGCUGGGCCACGGUUGACAAGGACAGAAAAUCCAAGCCCAGAUGGAAUCUAAUCAUAAAUGGCUGUCCAAACCCAGUCGACCCAUCCCAGGUAGUUUUCCAUCCUGUGUGGGAAAACGACAGAGUGGAGUACCCAUCCCACGUAAAGCGCUUUGAGGUCCGCAUGUUUGCCUUUGCUGAAGACCAGAACAACUUGAACGAGCAGCUUUAUGUCCACUGUGAUGUGGAGAUCUGUGACUCGAGAAAUCGCCUAAGUGAAGCGUGCAAGAAGAGGUGGUGUUACGGCCAGGACAACAAGAUUAAAGUUCAAAAGAGAGCCACUUCGCAUGACCAAGACCUGAUACAAGUGUCUUCUGGAUGCAUCUCUCUAUUGCAAUAAAAUACUUUUAAAUGGGAAA
Molecule: messenger RNA, 2861 nt
Organism: Syngnathoides biaculeatus (alligator pipefish)
Lineage: Eukaryota; Metazoa; Chordata; Actinopteri; Syngnathiformes; Syngnathidae
Exons: 21
Coding region: 122-2842 (906 amino acids)
Source: RefSeq, a predicted model, not a curated record